UUUCUUGAAAUGGAGUGUCUGAUGAAAAAAGAAGAGCCUUCAUCUAACGAACUCAUAAAAACACUCGAAAAAAAUGUAGCGAUCUUAAAAAUAGAAAAUCACUAUAAUUCAAAGGUCAGUUACGAAUUGGAUGUUAAACUCGUGUAUUUCCAUAACGUAUCACGUAGUCUCGCGGAUAAACUUGAAUCUUUAUGGAAAUUAGCUGAAGCGCAUCAACCAACGGAAAAUGAAAUAAAACAAUUUGCUGAUCAAAUUGCAGGUUUAUGGACUUCUAUAAAUCGUCAGAUUUGUGAAAAAUAUUCUAAAAUACGAAUGGGUAGUGGAACAUUGCACGGAGUGCCAUUAUCAAUAAUUCUUAAUAAAAUAAAAAAAGAAAUUAUUCUAUUCAAAGUAUCAUUACAACGUCAUGAAUCUAUUUAUGAUCAAGAACAUAUAUUAAAAGGAUACAAGCUAAUUACCAAAAGUGAAAAAUUUAUAAGCAGCUUACAAAAAUGUGAUAGCAAGUUGCAACAACUUUUGUGCAUAUCAAAUAUUAUGCCACGUCUUAUAAAAUUACAAUCUGCAAUUGAUAAAUAUGUUACCACUAUUGAAUUACUACCUAGAAGUUUUCCUGCAUAUGAUUUAAGUGCCUUUGCAUUAGUUACAAAGUUAUUGACUGGUGAAUUACUUGGUUAUGAAUCAAUUGAUCCUAGUUAUGUUCUAAUGGAAAAUAUGCCCAAAAAGCCAGUUUUUAUUAUCAAAAACGUUAAACGCAAAUCAAUUCAUCCAUAUUAUCCUACAUAAAACAUAUUUAAUAUAUUUUCAGUCUUACACAUGAAAUAUUUAAAAUGUUUCCAAAUGAAAUAUUGUAUCUAGGACAAUGUACAUAAAUAUUAAUAGUAAAUAAUGACUUUAUAUAAUUAAUUAAUUAUUAUUUUUAUUUACUUAAUGACUGAUAUUUGGCAACGUGUUGCACACUGGGCAAAUGGAAUUUACAUCGAUAAAAGUAUACAAGUCCUUAUCAAUACUAUACACAAUAUAGCUAUAUUAAUUUACAAUAUACAAACAUACAAUAUUUGAAUCCUGCUAAGCAGAAAAAUAUCUUAAAUACCACAGUUCCAGAAAUAGUGAAAAAUAUGGAUGGCGUAUUUUUAUAUAUGUAAAAGGAA
Molecule: messenger RNA, 1148 nt
Organism: Bombus pascuorum
Lineage: Eukaryota; Metazoa; Arthropoda; Insecta; Hymenoptera; Apidae
Exons: 4
Coding region: 10-783 (257 amino acids)
Source: RefSeq, a predicted model, not a curated record